Messenger RNA from Aureococcus anophagefferens, 306 nucleotides. RefSeq lists its product as hypothetical. Lineage: Eukaryota; Pelagophyceae; Pelagomonadales; Pelagomonadaceae. The coding region runs from base 1 to 306 and encodes 101 amino acids. The transcript has 2 exons. The record is from RefSeq and is a predicted model, not a curated record.
AUGGCCCCCAAACUUGACUCAUACCGUUCUUGCGGGGGGGGUAGCAAAGCUAACUCGUCGAACGCGGACAGCGUCAAGAAAAAGCUCGACGCGGUGAAGGCCAAGGAGGCCAAGGCGACGGCCAAGGUCGAGAAGCGCUGGGACGACGCGUCGAUCAAGGCGAACAAGGAGGCGGCUACGGCGGCGGCCAAUGCCGCUAAGGCCGCCAAGGUCGACAUCGAUGCCGACGCGGCCGCAGCGCCCGAUCCGGCCGAGCCCGUCCAGAUCAGCCACGCCCGAAAGUUGGGGCCUUUUCGCCGGGGCUGA